This is a messenger RNA of Periophthalmus magnuspinnatus, 1974 nucleotides long. RefSeq names its product protein lifeguard 2-like. The record is from RefSeq and is a predicted model, not a curated record. Gene Ontology annotation, biological process: negative regulation of apoptotic signaling pathway. NCBI's taxonomy places the organism in Eukaryota, Metazoa, Chordata, Actinopteri, Gobiiformes, Gobiidae. Gene Ontology annotation, cellular component: endoplasmic reticulum; membrane; Golgi apparatus. The transcript has 12 exons. Bases 175 to 1020 code for a protein of 281 amino acids.
UUGGGGUAAUGUGACCGCAGUUGUCAGAUCUGGGGAGCCUUGAAAAGCUGCAUCAACUAGGUUUUUCUCUAAAAUCUGUUUAUCGCAAGGCAGUGGUAACAUCAACUACUAUUUCCCUUACGAGGUUACAUAAGGAGCCAGAAAACACGCACUCUUUUCAGGAGAAACUUCAUCAUGACGCAGAACAAGGCAAGAGUUGCUAGUAAGCUUGAAGACGAGUCUAUCAGCAGUGCCAAAGGAUUUCUGCCACCCUCUCCUCCCAGCUAUGAAGAAGCCACUGCUGACGCCUCUGGGAUGUGUUACAAGGACACUGAGAUGUUUACAGAGUUUAGUUGGGAUGAUUGCAAUGUCAGAAGAGUCUUUAUCCAGAAGGUUUAUUCCAUCUUAAUGAUUCAACUUUUGGUCACCCUGACAAUUGUUUCCUUUUGUACAUUUUGUGGGCCUGUAAAGGACUACAUCCACUCCAACCCAGGAUGGUACUGGGCUUCAUAUGCAGUGUUUUUUGUCACAUACUUGAUUUUGUCAUGCUGCUCCACGCCAAGGAGAAAGUUCCCAUGGAACUUAAUUUUCCUGGCUAUUUUUACAAUCUCCCUUUCUUAUAUGACUGGGAUGUUAUCUAGCUUCUACAAUACCAAAUCAGUGGUGCUGUGUCUAGGCAUCACAGCAGCAGUGUGCCUCCUUGUCACCCUCUGCAGCUUCCAAACAAAGUUUGACAUCACAUCAUACCAAGGGGUGCUGUUUGUCUUCUGCAUGGUGAUGUUCAUCUCUGGACUAGUCAUGGCACUUGUCCUUCCCUUUAAUUAUGUACCCUGGUUGGAUGUCACUUAUGCUGUGCUGGGAGCAAUACUGUUCACAUUGUUUUUGAUGUUUGACACCCAGCUUUUAAUGGGGAACAAGCAAUACACCAUGAGUCCCGAAGAGUAUGUCUUUGCCACACUCAACAUCUACAUGGACAUCAUUUAUAUCUUCUCCUUCUUCCUCCAAAUCUUUGGAACAAAACAUGAUCAAAGCACUGCCUGAUGCAUUGAUUAAACUACAACAUACAACAACAAACAACACUGCAUGAUUAAUGUGAACAUAACAGUGACUGGAAAUAUGGUUCUUGAAUCUAGAAUAGAUGCUCAGCCAGUUUCCACUCUCAGAACCUGGUACAUGUAACCCUAAUAAACAAAAACAAUCAUAUUGAGGGCUGGUGCAAGACAGUUGUUGGUAAAAGAGAAAAGGUGCCAUUCACGGAACAAUUGUGAACUUUGUAAAGACCUUAACUAGUAUAGGCAACUCUUUGAAAGAUUAUAUUGUAUUUUUUUUUCUUUCUUAGAAAUGUGUGCUGGCAACAUAAUAUAUUCAAGGUCUAAUUUAUAGUGAGUAUAAUGUAAAUGUUGUAAUGUAAUGUAAAUGUAAUGUAAAUGUAAUGUAAAUGUAAUGUAAAUGUAAUGUAAAUGUUUAAUGUAAACAUAUAUUGUAAAUGAUGGAUUCAAAAUAUAUAUUCAAGUUAUAUUAUGUUAUCUCACUGUUCAUUUUAAAGGUACUGUAAUGUAAUGUUCACUCUUUAUUUAGUCAUUACUAUUAGUUAUAGUCAGUUCACUACUUUAUUUAGUCAUUAUAUUCAAUUAUGUAAACUAUGUAAUCUGCACUAAUGUUUGUUCUUGAGUCUUGCAGAAAAUGUCUUUUGAAAGUGCAGGAUCCCACAGGAAGAAGGUCACUGUGAAACCGAAACAUCAUGGGAGGAUGUUUUGUGGAAAGAGUGACCUUCUGGAAAUGCAAAAACAGAAUAUAUUUCUCUGUGUAUUUCGUCAUAUGUUUUUAAACUGCUUGCAAAGUAUACGCCCCCCCCCCCCCCCCCUUCAGAUGUGUAUGUAACUAGGGUUCCCUAACUUUAAUAAAAGAGGUGAAAGACGGUUUGGGCCCCAGAGAGGGUGGUGGUUUGUAACUGGGGUUUUUGCCUCUCCGCUCUUUCUCCUCAAUAUUGAGACA